Cyprinodon tularosa is the source of this 3572-nucleotide messenger RNA. It is a transcript of the gene ddr1, whose product is annotated as discoidin domain receptor tyrosine kinase 1. The transcript is spliced from 20 exons. Bases 204 to 3167 code for a protein of 987 amino acids. Gene Ontology annotation, cellular component: membrane; signaling receptor complex. NCBI's taxonomy places the organism in Eukaryota, Metazoa, Chordata, Actinopteri, Cyprinodontiformes, Cyprinodontidae. Gene Ontology annotation, molecular function: ATP binding; protein tyrosine kinase collagen receptor activity; collagen binding. Gene Ontology annotation, biological process: cell surface receptor protein tyrosine kinase signaling pathway; multicellular organism development; positive regulation of kinase activity. The record is from RefSeq and is a predicted model, not a curated record.
UGGCGCGGCUGCUGAGCCUGGAGAGCAGGCGGUGCGUCCGGGGCUCACAUUUAGAGACAGACUGGAGAGCGGAUGUCUUCUGCUGUGCGCUCCUUAUCUGUAGCUUAGAUAUGAAAUCCAUUAGUUGGUGACAAGUCUUAGAGAGGUACGCCUGUGGCCGUCUGUGCGUCUCAGGACAUGUAAUCAGGUGUGCUUCUGCUGUCAUGGCCUCCACAACAGCACAUCUCCUUCCUGCCACAGUGUUCACCGUUCUGGCAGUGCUGGUCUCAUCCGAGGACCAUAAGUGGCACUUUGAUCCAACUCAAUGUCGUUAUGCCCUGGGGAUGGAGGAUGGCACCAUACCAGACUCUGACAUCACCGCCUCCAGCGCCUGGUCAGACUCCACAGAGGCCAAACAUGGAAGACUGAGCACUGGAGAAGGAGAUGGAGCGUGGUGUCCAGCAGCCCCGGUCUUCCCCAAUGAGUCGGAAUACCUCCAGAUUGACCUGCACAAACUCCACUUUUUGGCUCUGGUUGGUACCCAAGGUCGCCACGCUGAUGGGCAUGGCCAGGAGUUUGUUCGCAGUUAUCGUCUCCGUUACUCCAGAGACGGAAAGAAAUGGAUCACCUGGAAGGACCGUUGGGGACAAGAGGUGGUGUCAGGUAAUGAGAACACCUAUGAUAUUGUGCUGAAAGACCUCGGCCCUCCAAUUGUAGCCCGUAUGGUCCGGUUUUACCCCCUGGCUGACCGGGUGAUGAGUGUUUGCCUUCGGGUGGAGCUCUACGGUUGUGUGUGGAAUGAUGGACUGAACGCCUACACGGCUCCAGUGGGUCACGUCAUGAACUUACCUGGCCUCCCGGUCUAUCUAAACGACUCUACCUAUGAUGGGAGCACCGAACAGGGGAUGCAGUUUGGAGGCCUCGGCCAGCUUUGUGAUGGCGUCCUAGGAGGAGAUGACUUUAUAGAAACUACUGAGCUGCGGGUGUGGCCAGGGUACGAUUACCUUGGAUGGAGUCGGGAAGCCCUUGGGCAAGGCAGUGUGGACAUUGAGUUCCACUUUGAGAAGCCCAGGUUCUUCAACAGCAUGCAGGUACACAGUAACAACCGCCACACGCAGGGCGUGCGAGUCUUCAGCAAAGUAGAGUGUCUUUUCAAGCCUGGCCUCCUGCAGCCCUGGUCUUCUCCUGCACUCGCACUGCCUGUUCCCCUAGAAGAUCUGAAGGACCCCUCUUCACGACCCAUCUCCCUGCCGCUCGGCGGCCGGCUGGCUCAGAUCCUCCGCUGCAAAUUCUUCUUUGCAGACCGCUGGUUGCUCAUCAGCGAGAUCUCCUUCCUCUCUGAGCCGUUUGAGGAGGAUGGGACAGACCAAAAUUCUUUUCUUCACAAUCCUCCAAAGUUUCCAGAUCUUAGUUCGUCUCCUCCAGUGAACACCACCUCCUCUGCUCCCACAUGGAGUCCCAGCUCACUCAGCAGCACCUCUGGGCCGUCUGAACCCCCAAACGCCACCACCCUGGUGAUGGACACCACUGGUAACUGGACGCUGUCAGGACGUGAGUUUGCUGGCAUUACUCCGAGGGCAGGACUUCCUGUAGCCAAAGAUGAUGGAAGUAACACGGCUAUUCUGAUUGGCUGCCUGGUGGGCAUCAUUCUGCUACUGCUGGCUGUUAUAGUUGGGAUUCUUUGGAGGCAGUACUGGAAAAAGAUUUUGGGGAAGGCCCAAGGCAGUCUUUCCAGCUCCGAGCUCCGAGUCCAUCUGUCCGUCCCCUCAGACAACGUGGUCAUCAAUAACACACACAGCUACUCUAGCCGCUACCAGCGCAUACACACUUUCCCUGAUGACCGGGACCACGAUAGAGACGGAGAGGGGGAAUAUCAGGAGCCCAGCGCUCUCAUCCGGCCCAGAGACCACAGGGACAGCACCAAUCACAGAAAAGGCUCCAGAGCCAUAGUCGUCACCAAGGUCAACCAGGCUCCAGAAAAGAGCCUCAAUGUACCCCAGGCUUGUGGUUUGGACUUGGACCUGGAGAAGGGCUUCCCUCCAGCACAUGAAGAGCCUCCUCCCUACCCUGGAUCCCCUCCUUAUCCAUCUCUGUCUCCACCGGUUUCCCCCCCACUGCCUCCCAGUGUCCCACAUUAUGCCGAAGCAGACAUUGUAAGUCUGCAGGGGGUCAGCGGCAACAACACCUACGCAGUACCUGCCCUGGCCUCUUCCAGUCCUGGAGCCGACGCCCUCCCGCUGCCGGAGCUGCCACGCCAGUGUCUCAUCUUCAAGGAGAAGCUGGGGGAGGGACAGUUUGGGGAGGUCCACCUGUGUGAAAUUGAAAACCCUCUGGACCUCCCAAUCCUGGAGUUCCCCUUUAAUGUGAGGAAAGGUCGCCCUCUUCUGGUCGCGGUGAAGAUACUGCGACCUGACGCCUCCAAAAACGCCAGGAACGACUUUCUGAAGGAGGUAAAGAUCUUGUCUCGCCUGAAAGACCCCAACAUCAUCCGGCUGAUAGGAGUGUGUGUGAGCAGUGACCCGCUCUGCAUGGUCACUGAGUACAUGGAGUGUGGAGACCUGAACCAGUAUUUGUCACAGCGUGUUCUGCUGGACAAAUCUGGGCCUUCACUCAACACCCCGACCAUCAGUUAUCCAGCUCUCAUCUCCAUGGCCAGUCAGAUUGCAUCAGGUAUGAAGUUCCUGUCCUCCCUGAACUUUGUGCACCGAGAUCUGGCCACUCGUAACUGCCUGGUCGGUGGAGAGAAGGGUGAGAGCGGAGAGGAUCGAGGCGGAGAGCGUCACAUAAAGAUAGCUGACUUUGGUAUGAGUAGAAACCUGUACGCUGGAGAUUACUACAGGAUCCAGGGCAGAGCUGUGCUGCCCAUACGGUGGAUGGCCUGGGAGUGCAUCCUCAUGGGUAAGUUCACCACAGCCAGUGAUGUGUGGGCGUUUGGUGUCACUCUGUGGGAGAUGCUGAGCGUUUGUCAGGAGCAGCCGUACUCCAACCUCACAGAUGAACAAGUCAUAGACAAUGCAGGGGAGUUCUUCAGAGACCAGGGCAGACAGGUGUAUCUGAGCAAGCCUGCCGUUUGUCCUCAGGGUCUCUAUGAGCUCAUGUUGAGCUGCUGGAACAGAGACUGCAAACUCCGCCCCUCCUUCUCCUACAUCCACUCCUUCCUAACCGAGGACGCCAUGAACAUGGUCUGAUGGAGGAACGAUAGGAAGACAGUCAACUUGAGCGCUCAUGCUGAAGUGGUGUGGUGGAGGGUGUGUUCACAGGGAGGAGGGCUUUCUUGCUUUUGUAUUUUGUACUUUUUGGGUGGAUGGGGCUGAGACACCGCUGGUUCGGUUUGAAUUCCACCUCAGACCCCCAAAGACAUCUUUUAGCAGGGGGCAGUAACAUUUCAUAGUGAAUGGUGGUGGGUUUAGUAUGCAAAUGAGUUUUCACUUGUUUAGGUUUCUUUGCAGUUAAGGAGAGAUUGUGUCACUGGUGAUUCAGUGCUGUAGAGUAAACAAUGAAUUAAUCACAAUCUCAAAAAACAAUUUUGAAGUCUGAAACUUCCAGUUAAUUUGUGGGUUAGCAGGUGAAUGUUCUUCCUGUCUGCAUAUCUG